Messenger RNA from Lampris incognitus (smalleye Pacific opah), 799 nucleotides. RefSeq names its product transmembrane emp24 domain-containing protein 1-like. Gene Ontology annotation, cellular component: COPII-coated ER to Golgi transport vesicle; endoplasmic reticulum-Golgi intermediate compartment; Golgi apparatus. The coding region runs from base 54 to 752 and encodes 232 amino acids. NCBI's taxonomy places the organism in Eukaryota, Metazoa, Chordata, Actinopteri, Lampriformes, Lampridae. Gene Ontology annotation, biological process: endoplasmic reticulum to Golgi vesicle-mediated transport; intracellular protein transport; Golgi organization. The transcript is spliced from 4 exons. The record is from RefSeq and is a predicted model, not a curated record.
AGCUGACGUGGAUUCUCUCCGGAGUAACUUGAAAGUAGUUUUUAUUUAAAACAAUGCAUCGCGACUGGACUGAGAUAAAUGUCUUUGCCAAACUCAGCCUGUUGGCCUGUUUGAUAAUAUCGUCCAUCGACCGCUCUGCGGCCAUGGGACAAAACCAGUUUACAUUCAUGCUUCCUGCUGGCGCCACAGAAUGCUUUUUCCAACCCACUCUGAAGAACUGGAGCAUCGAAGUGGAGUACCAGGUGUUAGCAGGGGCGGGUCUGGAUGUGGGCUUCACACUCAUAUCACCCAGUGGGCACCGGCUGACGUCUGACUUCAGAAAAUCUGAAGGCAUCCACAUGGUGGAGCCGACAGAUGAAGGAGACUAUCGGCUGUGUUUCGACAACAGCUUCAGUAAACUUUCGGAGAAAAUGGUUUUCUUUGAGGUGAUCGUCAAUGAUCGGGUCGGGAACGACGGUUUGGGGAGAGGAGAGGACUGGGCGGACGCAGUCGCACCAGAGAGCCUUGUGGACUACAAGCUGGAGGACAUCAGGGAGAGCAUGGACUCGCUGUACCGGCAUUUGGAGAGGAGCCGCCAGGUACAGACCACGCUGAGAGCCUUUGAGACUCGCGACCGCUACCUCCUGGAGAACAACCUGUGGAGGGUGUCCUUCUGGUCUUGUCUCAACCUGCUCGUCAUGCUAACUGUGGCCGUCACGCAGAUCUACACGCUGCGGCGUCUCUUUGAAGACAAGAGGGCGGUGACAACGUAGUCACGGCGGAGGCGUUUUCAUAUUUGGGCGAGAUCGAGUCACUCCAA